AUGUCGUGGGCAGGCUUUAAGAAAAAUGUCAACCGGGCUACCACUCAGGUUAUGAUGAAGACUGGCCAUGUUGAGAAGACGAAUGAUCGAGAUUAUGAAGUUGAGGAAAGACGUUAUCGCACUAUGGAAGCCGCUUCAUUGAGAUUACAAAAGGAGUCGAAAGGCUACUUGGAUUCAUUGCGAGCAAUGACCGCUUCACAAAUGCGCAUUGCUGAGACCAUUGAUGCUUUCUAUGGUGAUGCCGGUGCGAAAGAUGGUGUUAGUCGUAGUUACAAGCAAGCUGUAGAGGAUCUCGAUGCCGAGACAAUCAAAGCUCUGGAUGGUCCAUAUCGUACUACCGUUUUGGAGCCCAUCUCUAGAUUCUGUGCCUACUUCCCUGAUAUUAAUGAAUGUAUCAAGAAGCGUAACCAUAAGCUUCUAGAUUAUGAUGCCAUGCGCGCAAAAGUCAAGAAGCUCGUUGAGAAGCCAGAUAAGGAUGUUACCAAACUUCCUCGCGCUGAAAAGGAGACCGAGAUGGCUAAGGCGGCUUACGAGCAACUUAAUGAUCAACUCUUCAACGAACUUCCCCAACUUAUCGACCUUCGUGUUCCUUACCUUGACCCCAGUUUCGAAGCUUUAGUUAAGAUCCAACUUCGCUUCUGUGCUGAAGCAUAUUCUAGAAUGGCACAAGUACAGCAAUAUUUGGAUGCUGAUACAAGAGAACAAUAUGCGCAAGGUCAUCUUGAUAGCAGGGUUGAACAAGUUUUGCAAGAAAUACGCGAAUUAAGCAUUAGUGGAACAGUUUGA
Molecule: messenger RNA, 786 nt
Organism: Sclerotinia sclerotiorum 1980 UF-70
Lineage: Eukaryota; Fungi; Ascomycota; Leotiomycetes; Helotiales; Sclerotiniaceae
Product: protein hob3
Exons: 7
Coding region: 1-786 (261 amino acids)
Biological process (GO): actin filament organization; actin cortical patch localization; endocytosis
Cellular component (GO): actin cortical patch; mating projection tip; Rvs161p-Rvs167p complex
Molecular function (GO): lipid binding; protein binding
Source: RefSeq, a predicted model, not a curated record